Molecule: messenger RNA, 2055 nt
Organism: Caenorhabditis bovis
Lineage: Eukaryota; Metazoa; Nematoda; Chromadorea; Rhabditida; Rhabditidae
Source: the annotation of a GenBank genome assembly
AUGGAACCGCAAGGUUCUUCCGAGUCAUCUUCGUCAUCAAAUCAAACAAAAAUUUUUUAUUUUCUCGAUGACGAGACAACCCCAUAUGUUUCCGUAAUUGAGGCACGAGGAGGUGUUGUAACGCUCGGCGACUUUAAAAAUUCGUUCACAAAACGAGGCUAUAAAUAUUUCUGCAAAGAAUUAGAUAACGAUAUCAAAUGCGAGGUCAAAGUUGAGCUAACAGAUGAUAAUGAUCGAUUGCGAAAGUCUCAGAAUGGAUUUUAUGAAGUCUUUCUCGUAAGCACGCCAGGUUAUGGAACGUUACCAAGGAAUAGCGGAACACUUACGAGAAAAUUGAAGGGAACCAUUGACAGAAGACGACGACGUUCUGCCGAUCUUGAUGCUGUUCCUUAUUCAGAUGCUAGUCUAGCUCCCAGCACUAUAGUUAGCCGACGUGCUGGUGAGCAACUCGCUGAGCUUUACACUUCAAAUUCCGAGGACCCUUAUCAAUAUGAUGAUAGCACUAGGUUAACUGGGGAAUCGUCGCUGUAUGAACCGCUAGCAGCUCGCGAUAUGAAUAAGAUGUAUGAAGAUGAGCGGAAUCGAAGGAGAAAACCGAAAAAGGAAAGACAACGAAGGACGUAUGUUCCGAGUACGAUUAGUUCGGCGACAGAGUCGAGCGCUGGAAGCGGGUUGCCACGAAUUCUCGAAAUCUUUCUACCAAUGAAAAACGUGCCAUAUCUCGGUUUGAAUGUCUGCACUAUCGAUGGUCAUAUUUUUGUGUCGGAAAUCGCUCCUGGUGGCGCUGUUGAACGAGAUGGGCGAAUUGAAGUUGGAGAUCAGAUUCUUCAAGUCAAUCGCAUUUCGUUUGAAGAACUUACUGUACCACAAUCAGUCAGAGCUCUUCGAGAAGCUGCUGCCUCGAGAAAACCAAUGACGCUAUAUAUCAGUAAAAUUGUGAAAGGAGCGGACAGCGAAUAUGAAGAUCCGCUAGCUUCAAUCGCUUCAGAAACAAUGCCGUUGGAUGUUGGAGUAUGGGUCGAAACUGCCGUUCAAAAUACUGAAAAAAUGAAAGCGCUCGGAAUCGAUCCUCAAGAACAGACGACAACGACAUUCGAUGAAGGAACGCUGCCAUUUUCCACGACUGGAAGUGAUGAAGAAGAAAGAAUUCUUUAUGAUCAGCGAAGGAAUGGAAUUCCGAGAGCUUUACUCGAAGAAUGCGAAAGGCGGCGUGAGAAUGAUCAAAACGAGCGUGUUGAGAAGCUUUCGGAGCUUAUUGAUCCGCUAAUUGUUGUCAAAGCAAUGGCGCGUCCAGAUUCCGGGUUGCAAGUCAAAAAUCGAAAAUGGCUUAAAAUUCUAGUCCCAAUGUCAUUUAUAGGCCGUGAUUUGGUUGAAUGGCUCUUGGAGCAUGUUGUCGAUUUACGAGAUCGCAAAGCUGCAAGAACUUACGCUUCGAGACUUUUAGCGGCUGGUUUGAUUCGACAUGUGGUCAGCAAAUUGACGUUCACCGAGAAAUGCUAUUAUGUUUUUGGAGACGGUAUUUUACCACAAGAUCGGAAUACAACGGACAAUUCUGGCAAUAGUGGCGGUACUUUACGAGCCGAAGCAACCACUGAGGUCACUUAUGUUGGUUCGCCGGCACCGCAUGGAAGUUUCAAGAACAAAUGGGACGCCAAUCGACUCGGCGGCCCGCCUGGUGGCACUGUUGGACGGGCUAUUCCACCGCAUCGAUUGGAAACAACGACGUUGAGUCCAGUCGCGCAUGAUCGGACAUGGCUGAUGAGGCGAAGAGACUGUGAAAGCCCAAUGACGAAUGACUACGCUUCGAUGGUUGGCGAGAGCCAAGUUGGAGCAGGAACUUCUGGAGGAUAUCACGUGUUCGCCGGAAUUCACAAUGGCAGACCAGUAUGUCCACCGUCACAAGUCACUUCGUCGAGCAUAACCAAUGGUACAAGUGCUAUGGGCGGUCCUCCACCAACUCCUCUUUCAAGCACAAUGGCUCUUGCUCUACCUCAUCCAAGUCCUUGUGGCACUGAAUUUGAAGACGACGACAAACGGAGAAUAUUGAAAUCCUGA